CAAGAAUUCUUCUCUUAUCGAAACUAAGGAAGAGAAAACAGAUGCGUAUAAUCAAUAAUUCAUCCACGCUUUCUUUUUCGUCGGCAAUCAUUUUGAUCGAGACUAUUACAGAUUUGACAAGCGUAUCGACAAGAUGGUUAUGCUCCAGAGCGUUCAACCAUUUCGGAGAGUGCCUCUCUAUAAUUGGCAUCGCCUAUGAAUUAAACAUCAGCCACCAACUACUUCAAUUAGUUAAAAAUCCGAUAUUCGCAUUUGGUUCGACAGAUUCGUCCUCAACUUCAACAGGAUACGUACUUUAUAUUAAAAACAUCAAAACAUUUCACGCAUUAAAAGAAAAUGGCGUACAGAAUUCCUAAGAUGAAGUUCGUGUUCUGUACAUUAGUUUACUUGGUUUUUCCAGCUUCUCGGUGUUCGGCUUUAUCUCUUUCCUAUCUGAGAACUGCUGGACAGACUCAAGACGUGGAAGAUGGCAUCAGAGCUCCCGAGCGUACGGAAGUUUUGGCUUGUUUGGGUGUAUGCGAGAGAACUCCCACUUGUAUGUGCGUAAGAAUUUCAACAAAUGGCGAAGGAUUGUGUCAAAGUCUAAACAGCACAGUGGAUAUUAACGGGCAAGACAAAACCGGAUACGUCUACUUUGCUCAGGCCUUAUAUAAAGAUACUAUCGAUAAAGAAAGCCAAGCACUGAACAAACCGGCCCACCAGAGUUCAAUAUAUGUUCUGAACAACGUUCGAUACACUGCCGACCGCGCCGUGGACGGAAACAGAAACAUAGACGGAUUCCAGGCCCCAUAUUUUGCUCACACGCAAGACGGCGACAACGCUGACACCUUUCCUUGGUGGCAAGUCGAUUUGGAGGAGGAAUACAUUGUUACCGGAGUUAAUAUACUCAACAGAAGAAAGUGGUCUGAACGUCUUCACGAUUUUGAAGUUCGAGUCGGGAACACUCGACUUUCCAACGCUUACAGUAACAAGCAUUUCGAUUUGAAUCCACUCUGUGCUAAACACGAAGGGGCGGGAGUGGGAGACGGGGGGUUGGCGCGAUUGGUGUGUCAACCCUGUCCGACUCGAGGUCGAUACCUCAGCAUCCAAAUAGUCAAACCCUGCGACACAUGCGAGGAAGCGUCUAAAAAUGUCCUGCAGCUCGCAGAAGUGGACGUCUUCGGGGUGAAAGCAGAAUAAAAUUUUAAUGCUUAUAGAUCUACAUUCUGAAAUUCUGGCGAUCAUUUAAAAAAAAUAUGAAUAGAAAAUUUAAAAAGUAAUAUUGGCGUAUGUGUUAUUCAAUUUUGAAAUAAAUUAUUAUUAUUUUAUGGCUUCUAAGGAAAUCUUGAAUGAAAGAAAUAUAUGGCAUUCCAAUAGGAGCACAAUUUAUUAACUU
Centruroides sculpturatus (bark scorpion) is the source of this 1375-nucleotide messenger RNA. RefSeq lists its product as uncharacterized. The record is from RefSeq and is a predicted model, not a curated record. The transcript has 6 exons. NCBI's taxonomy places the organism in Eukaryota, Metazoa, Arthropoda, Arachnida, Scorpiones, Buthidae. Bases 337 to 1179 code for a protein of 280 amino acids.